Messenger RNA from Gopherus evgoodei (Goodes thornscrub tortoise), 3760 nucleotides. It is a transcript of the gene CRTAM, whose product is annotated as cytotoxic and regulatory T cell molecule. NCBI's taxonomy places the organism in Eukaryota, Metazoa, Chordata, Testudines, Testudinidae. The record is from RefSeq and is a predicted model, not a curated record. Gene Ontology annotation, biological process: positive regulation of natural killer cell mediated cytotoxicity directed against tumor cell target; detection of tumor cell; cell recognition. The coding region runs from base 7 to 1713 and encodes 568 amino acids. Gene Ontology annotation, cellular component: plasma membrane. Gene Ontology annotation, molecular function: signaling receptor binding. The transcript is spliced from 15 exons.
CAGGCUAUGUUUACAUCCCACAACAUGACUUUCACCACCGUGCUCUGUAUCAUGGCUUUGUUACCACUCCAAGGGGAUUUUCAAGAGGUUCACACUGAAAGUGUCACUGUGGAGGAGGGGCAGGAUUUAAGCCUACAGUGUGAUUUUACCAGAGACCACGAAUCUGCCUUGGAGUGGUCAAACCCUCGGGGGUUUGUUAUUUUUCUAAAAAGCCACCGAGGUUUAAAAGAUCACAGAUACAAGCUUAUCCACUAUUCCACAAACAAAUUAUCUAUCAGCCUCUCUAAUGUCACAGUACAGGAUGAAGGCACUUACACAUGCUUCUACUAUGACAUACCAGUCAAAACCAAGAAAGUGAAUGUUACUGUCUUAGCUGCUCCCUCCAAGCCACAGUUGGAAGUAUCAGAUAUUAGAACCAAAGGCAAAGAAGAAAAGAUUGUACUGAGCUGCUUAACCAAGGGAAGUAAGCCCCCUCCUCAGAUUACAUGGCUGCUAAAUAAUGGGCUGGAAGUCUAUGGUGACAUCAAACACCAAUUUGAACACGAUGGAAAGAAGUGCAACACAACCAGCAGUCUCAUAGUCCAUGCAUACAACGGAGAUUCAACAGCCAGUUGUGUCAUUCGUCAUGAAACCCUACGAGGGGGGAAACUGAUAGCAUCUUUCCAGUUUGAAAAUUUCAUGACUACUACAGGCUCAGCUCCAAAUGUGUUAGAAGUAAGCACGAGGACCUCUGAGCAUCCUCAGCAUUAUAUGGAAUCCCGAAAAGCUACCCUGAAAUCUAUAAUACAGACAUCACCUGUGAGCAUAUCUCUAGCAACAAGUAUCCAACAGGAAGUUUUUUCUUCUCAGACAACUGUUGUGAUUGCUACAGAGUCCAAUCCAAAUGCUAACACCAUCUUCUCUCAAAAUCCUCUGCACUCUACUGUGAAUAUUCCUUUAGGAUCCAGCCAACCAAACUUUCCUACCACUGUGCCUGAGAGGCCAUCUAGUACCAGCUUACCAGCAAUACCUACCCAGCAGCGGGAACUACCAGCCAACACAACUAAUUCAUCAGAAGUAACACGAACAGUAAAUGAGCAUAUUUCUAGUACAGAAGCACCAGCAACAAGUAGUGAACCAGCCACUCAGAAUGCGAACAGCACCAUUGAGCCAAAAAGAACUUUGAACGUCACAGAAGAAACAUCUGUGACAGAUGUACCAGCAAUAAGCAAUGAACAAUCAAUUCAAAACUCCAACAUCACCACUGGAUCUGAAAUGACAUUAAAUGUGACUGUUGCAGAAGAAACCUCUGUGACAGAAGAACCAUCAAUAAGCCAUGAAGAAACAACUGUGAAUUGUAAUGCCACCAUCAAAACAGAUCUUAAUUCUGAAGGCAUCAGACAAAGGCAAACAAGUGUUUUGUUGCCAGUCCUGGUAGCGGUUCUCAUUUUUGUGAUGCUCAUCAUAGUCCUGCUCUUCCUGAGGAAGCUACAAAAAGCACACGGAGCCUGGAAGAGAGAAAAUGACACUUCAGAGCAGACACUGGAGAGUUACAAAUCCAGGUCCAAUGAAGAAAAUCCAGCCCCUGAAAAGAAUGGACAAGUUGCCAAUGAGAAGCCUACUAUGCAAUACGUAACUGAAGGAUAUGCAGGAACAAUAAAGUCAAAUUCAGAAGAAAGAUAUGUUUCAACAUUUGAGAAACAUCUGGCAUAUGGAAAAGAAACUGAUGUAUAGAAGGCAGGAAGCGUUGGCAACAUUAUACUAUGUACAGAGUCAAUAUGGUGUGUUCUCAUAUUUAUAGUGUGACUAAUCUGAUGGUACAUAAAACUGUCACUGUGACAUAUCAACAUCACAGCAGGAUUUCAAACAGAGGAAGAAAUGCCUGAUAAAAUGGCUGGUCUCAACCUGGAUUCUAGUCUGGGUCACCGUGUUGACAUUAAAAAGAGAGGUAGCUGGAAGAGAUGCUCAUGGCAAUUUAUUAGCAAUGCAUGCAUUGCUAUUAGCUAUUUAAUCAGCAGAUUUAAUUCAUGGGUUUCAUAAAUGGAUCAGACAUAGAACAGACCAAGUCAUUUCAGCAGUGAGGGUCCUGAUAAUGGAAUGCAGAACCAGCUGUCAUAAUACGAGAUACAAAAUUACGGAGAGGUUCAUGCAACAGUUCUGCAGCCUCCUGAGACGCAUUGUCUAAUUAUGGCAUGGGGAGGCAGGAAUGUCUGAGAAAGCACUUUAAGCUAAUAUUUUUGAACUUGGGUGCCCAAAGUUAUUUGAUUUAAACCAAUAUUUAUUUAAUGAAAUAAAAACAUUGUGAUUUUAGAGGUGCAGAGCAACCUGCAGUUAUUGUUGACUUCAAACACUUCUGAGUGAAGUCUCAAAUUUAUUUAAGCAUAUUGCUCUUCUAGAAAACAUCCAAGAGCUAUUAAUAAUUUGACAAAAGAUUGGUCAGUAUGCAAAUUAAAGUCAAGUAUAAAGCUUAAAAGUGUUUCCUAAAACACUUCCCUGCCUCACAAGACAGUUGUGAGAAUUAACUAGUUGUUUUGUAAAGUGCUUGACCAUGACACCUUCUACUACUAGCCCUGUCUCCACAGUCAUUUGCCUUUUGAAAUCUUCCAUAAAUGUUGCUAAGGGCAUGAUCUGCAGACAAUGGGGUGACACAGGCAUGGCUGAGGGUACAAUUUGGCCUUCAGAUCUAUAUUAGUGGCAGAGCUGUCAGGACCCAGGAUGAGUUUGUAGGGCUGUUUGAAAAAACAAUUUUCACUUGCAGACUGAGCGAAUCUGAUAUGAAAACCAAUGAGACACAAUGACUACAGAACCCCACACUGUCACGCUUAGUAACUUCUUAGCACAGAAUCACACUUAGUGAGAAUUGCGGAUCUGAAUUAAGUCCAGGCUAUGAAAUUAGGAUUUAAGGUAAUUUUUAAAAGGAUAUUGCACUCAGUUUACUCAUGUCAGAUGGUAGCACUUCUCAUCACAGGCAAUGAGAGGAAAACAGACUUUUGACUAGCCGUAGAUGUCACUGCCAUUACUGUUAGUGGUAAUAUGGUUUUGGUGCUGGAAGAUGACUUCAUGUUUGACACAAAACCUGUGUGGACUCCACUGUAAAACACUUCUAGUUUCCAGCAAGAUUUAAUAUUGGUUUAACAAUAAGACCUGAAUUGUUUAAUAUUUAAACAAAACCAUGAAAGAGCAUAUACAACUGAUUGUUUCUAAAUUUGGUUUGUAAAAUGCUCUGUAAUGGUGAAGCCAGGUGUUUGGGGAAAAAAGUUUCAUAACUAAUAAUAAAAUUUCAAAUCCUGAUCUUCCAGUUCCAUUGGCACACAGUACUCCUUUAACUUCAAGGACAGUUCUAUGUGUGGAAAAGACUGAAAGAUCAGACAUUGUUGGUACUGAGGCCUUUGGAACAGCAAUCUAUUUUAAGUAUUCUUAGUUCCUUUACAUGUUUAAAAUUUCAAGUGAAUGCGCUUUAUCUGGUUUGUCAUUACUGUAAAAAUGUUUAUUUAAAGUAGAGUAGCACUUUAGGCAUUUAGACACCACAGUUCUGAUGAAGACCAUAUGAGAGCCUAAAUAGAUACAGUCUGCACAUUCCAUGUUUUUGUCAAGGAAGAUUAAGGAUAUUUUUAAUUCAAGUUUUGUUUCUGGCUGCAGUGGUUGGUGUAUCAGUUUUGUACUACUUCUUCUGGCUUGUAGCAGACAUGCUUACAGCAAGCUUUGUAGUACUGCUCAAAAUUCUGCCAUUUUAUUAGUUCAUGGUUUUCAUUGGUGAACCUUUUGGUUGCCUUUCUUAAGA